Molecule: messenger RNA, 1333 nt
Organism: Schistocerca cancellata (South American locust)
Lineage: Eukaryota; Metazoa; Arthropoda; Insecta; Orthoptera; Acrididae
Product: peroxisome biogenesis factor 10-like
Exons: 5
Coding region: 279-1151 (290 amino acids)
Biological process (GO): protein import into peroxisome matrix
Cellular component (GO): peroxisomal membrane
Molecular function (GO): zinc ion binding
Source: RefSeq, a predicted model, not a curated record
GACUAGGAGAUGGGGUACAGCAAUGGAUUGUAUCAAUGUUAUCUGAUGUUCAGUACUAAAUCAUUUAACGCUUCUUCGUAAAUUAUCUAAUGAAGAAGUUUUUGAUUAAUUUGCGCCAGUAGAGCGCAGAAUAUCAAUUCUUGCUCGUGCUUUUGUUUGUAAUUGUGUCCUGUAAGGUUAUAGAGAGACGUUGUAGUGUUGUGACAGCUUGUCUUUUGCUUUUAUAGUUAAGUUAGAACGCCCUACUGCAGCAAAAAACACAUUUUAGAGUGUUUGAAAUGGUUUUCACUACUGCUGGACGAGCAGAAAUACUGCGAGCAAGUCAGAAAGAUGAACUGGUGUCUGAAAAAAUGCGAUCACAGUUGGCAGAAGUGCUGCUAAGGACAUUGGGCAGUCAUUGGUUUCGUAAAUACAGUAAAUGGACUUCACUUGGUUCAAGAAACCUGUAUUACGCUUUAACUACAUUAAGUGGUUUUCAAACACUAGGAGAGGAGUACACUGGAAUUGUAAUGGUUGACCAGUCACUGAGAAAAGUUCCAAGCAAAUCUGAAAGAUUUGUGAUGAUUUCUGCACAAUGUGAAGGACUACUACUACUUACUUGGUUAAUGAAGAAAUUACGAGUGUACAUAGAUAAACUGCCAUCAACAAGUGAUGCUGAUGAGGAAGCAUGCCAGAAAGCAUCAAAACUGAUGCUAUUGGCUGAAAAGUGUUUACCAUUUUUUGAGAAGAUACAUACUACAUUGUUUUACUUAAAUGGCACAUACUUAGCAUUGUCUAAGCGUUUAACAGGGAUUCGAUAUGUUCUUCAUCACCACUGGAUCAAAGAUCACAGCACAGAUACCGUAUUCAAAGCAGUGUUAAUUUCAUCUGUUACAUACUUAUUACUUGCAUUGUAUCACGGAUAUAGAAAACUUUUACAUGAGUUUUCACAUUCAGUAGAAAAAACACAGUAUUCUACUAAUAUCCAAAGAAUUAAAGGACAUACUUGUUCAUUAUGCUUGGAAGAAUUAGCCAGUCCAUCAGCUACACCAUGUGGUCAUGUGUUUUGUUGGUCCUGUAUUUUGGAGUGGCUGAAAUCACAGGAACAGUGCCCUGUAUGCAAAGAUGGUGUAACUCCUAACAGAGUGAUAAUGCUACAGAAUUUUCCAUGAGCUAAAAUUUGAUUACUUCUUUAAUUAUUGAGGAUUGACAGUUUAUAAACAAUGCCAUCCAUAGUGAUUGUGAUGUGAUGAGAUUACAUAUGUUUCUAGUCCACUUCCUUCUGUACAUGGAAAAAGCUGUUCAUAAUUAAAAUUAAACAUCCAGUUUUUCAGUUCUUUGCUUCCUGGAAGUA